This is a messenger RNA of Medicago truncatula (barrel medic), 2221 nucleotides long. Its product is annotated as auxin transporter-like protein 2. Bases 437 to 1891 code for a protein of 484 amino acids. The transcript has 9 exons. Lineage: Eukaryota; Viridiplantae; Streptophyta; Magnoliopsida; Fabales; Fabaceae. The record is from RefSeq and is a predicted model, not a curated record.
AUAGGUUCUCUCUACCUAUAUAAUAUAGUUCAGUUUCAUCAGAACAUACCUUUGAGUCUAUAUUUCUUUUCCUGCUUUUGCGGCUACUCGCCGCCUUUGCCGUUUAGUUUCUGCCUUUUUCUGUGCCAAUUGGUGGCGCGCAUUAAAGCAGCGGUGUUCUCAACUCAAUCUUCAAAUUCUUGCAGUUUCUCUCAACAAUCUUAUUGCAUUUAAAGCUUCUUAAGAACAAUUCUUCUAGCCAUUAUUAACCUAUAUACUUUUCAGUAAUAGCUUCUUCACUUCACAGUUCACAUCACAUUCAAUUACACACAACAUACCAAGGUUGCUUUGUUCUUAAAUAAAGGGCUGGUUUUGUUUUUUCAUUUAGCAACAAAAACUUAACUAGUAAGAUCCAUAAGGUUUUUAAAACAGGUUUUGUUAAGAAAAGAGAGAAACAAUGUUGCCACAAAAACAAGGAGAGGAAGCUAUAGUAAGUAGCUUCAAUGAAACAGAUCAACAAGAAGGAGUAGUUGGAAGAGAAGAAGAGGUGGAAGAUCAUUCAUUCAGUGUCAAGAAUUUUCUUUGGCAUGGUGGUUCUGUUUGGGAUGCAUGGUUCAGUUGUGCUUCAAAUCAAGUGGCACAAGUGUUGUUGACACUACCAUAUUCAUUCUCUCAACUUGGAAUGCUAUCAGGGAUUUUGCUUCAAGUUUUCUAUGGAAUCCUUGGAAGUUGGACUGCUUAUCUUAUUAGUGUUCUCUAUGUUGAAUACCGUUCUAGAAAAGAGAAGGAAAAUGUUAAUUUCAAGAACCAUGUCAUUCAGUGGUUUGAAGUGCUUGAUGGGUUACUGGGUCCAUAUUGGAAAGCAUUGGGGCUAGCUUUCAAUUGUACUUUCCUCCUCUUUGGAUCUGUGAUUCAGCUUAUAGCCUGUGCUAGUAACAUCUACUACAUAAAUGACAACUUGGACAAAAGAACAUGGACUUAUAUCUUUGGAGCAUGUUGUGCUACAACUGUGUUCAUACCAUCCUUCCACAAUUACCGUAUUUGGUCCUUCCUUGGACUUGGAAUGACUACAUACACUGCUUGGUACCUUACUAUAGCAUCAAUCGUUCAUGGCCAGGCAGAAAAUGUGACACAUACUGGUCCAAAAAAAUUAGUGUUGUACUUCACUGGAGCAACCAAUAUACUAUACACAUUUGGUGGACAUGCUGUUACAGUAGAGAUUAUGCACGCCAUGUGGAAGCCACAAAAAUUCAAGUACAUAUAUUUGAUGGCAACUUUAUACGUUUUCACAUUAACGAUUCCUUCUGCCACUGCUGUUUAUUGGGCCUUUGGAGAUGAACUUCUUAACCAUUCCAAUGCUUUCUCUCUCCUACCUAAAAAUGGAUGGCGUGAUGGUGCUGUUAUACUUAUGCUCAUUCAUCAGUUCAUCACAUUUGGUUUUGCGUGUACUCCAUUGUACUUUGUAUGGGAGAAAGUAAUAGGAAUGCAUGACACAAGAAGCAUUUGUCUAAGGGCACUUGCAAGAUUACCAGUUGUGAUUCCUAUUUGGUUCUUGGCUAUCAUUUUCCCAUUUUUUGGACCCAUCAAUUCUGCUGUUGGAGCUCUUCUUGUUAGCUUCACUGUUUACAUCAUUCCUUCUGCUGCUCAUAUGCUUACUUACCGAAAAGCCAGCGCACGAAAGAAUGCUGCUGAAAAGCCACCUUUCUUCAUGCCAAGCUGGACAGCAAUGUAUAUUUUUAAUGCAUUUAUUGUGAUAUGGGUUUUGGUGGUUGGGUUUGGGUUUGGAGGAUGGGCUAGUAUGACCAACUUCAUUAGACAAAUUGAUACAUUUGGGCUUUUUGCUAAGUGCUACCAAUGCAAACCACCACCAGUCAUGGCUGCAGCACCACCUCCUCAUGCUCUUCAUCAUUGAAAUUACAAAACUCACCUCAACCUCAACAUAGAAGAAUUCACCUGAAUCAACCACUCUUAUAAUAUUCUCUCAUAGGUCCCUCAAUCUUUUGUAACAUACAUGGAGGGAUAUAGUAGUAAUACUCAACCCCUUCAUUUGGUGUGUGUGCUGGCUGUGUGUUGUGCAAGUUUUCUUUUUGCUCUCUUUUCCUUUGUUUUAUAUUAUAUAGUUUUUUUUUUCUUCUUCUACCCUUUUAAGAUUAGUUGAUUAAAAAUAGUGUGGAUGAAUGGUUAUGAUUCCUUUGCUAUAUAUGCAUAGGCUAAUUAAUUUACAUGUGUUUUGGUAUCUUCC